AUGGACUCCGUUGAAAGAAAGCAGAGGACCUACAGAUACACAGGUGAAGACAAAGACUACGCAUCUUCACUGGGUCAUACUGGCAAAAGGAAAGGUCAUUAUGAACACACUGGGUACGUGCUCCAGCCUUCAAAAUCCUGAGGUGAUGGUAGAAAUGUGGAGAUAAGAGAUGUUCUCUGGGACCCCUCAGUAAGAUACACACCUUAUGCUGCGCGACCUAAGAAUAGAGAGGACCAGCAUAGGGAGGACAAACUCCAGAUCACAGUGUGGGAAAAUGGCAAAUCUCAAAAGAAAGAAGUGGGGCAGCACCCAGAAGAUAGAACACUGGGGAGCUGGUUCAAGGUCACGAUUCCGUGUAGCAGAAAGUCUGACAAGACACAGCUAAUGAAAUCUGUCCACAGCCUCUGCAGCGUGCCCUUCAUCCCGGUGGAUUUCCAGUGUGACAGAUACCAGAUCCGGUUCUUUGUCCAGGAUGCUAGCACUGCCUCUGCCUUGAAGGAUGUCAGCUACAAGAUGUAUGAUGAGGACAGUUACAAGAUACCUAUUUUUGUCAAUCCCUCAGAAGUACCCUACUCUGUGAAAAAUAGGCUCACGCGAGUACAAAUGGAGCAGCUAAAGCUGGCCCUGAGAAAAAGAUAUGAUGUUUCCCAGCAUGCUCUGGACCUUCAAAAUCUCUACUUUGACCCAGACUUGUUAGAUCAGAAAAUAGAUAUGGUUCUGAGCCGAAGAAGCUGCAUGACUGCCACCCUUCAGAUCAUCCAAGAGGAUUUCCCUGAGCUGCGCUCCUUGAACUUGAGCUGCAACAGACUGUUUCGGUUAGAUAGCUUGUUUGAUGUGGUAGAGAAGGCACCCCAAGUCAAGAUCCUGAACCUCUCUGAAAACAAGCUAAAGACAGCAUGGGAGUUGGAGAAGGUAAAGGGGCUGAAGCUGGAAGAGCUGUGGCUGGAAGGGAACCCCUUGUGCAGCACCUUCCCAGACCAUUCUGCCUAUGUCAGUGCUGUCCUGGACUGUUUCCCAGAGUUGUCUCGCCUGGAUGGCAAGAAGUUACCACUUUCAAGUGUAAUGGACACUGAAGAACCUCAGUUAAUAAGGCCCUAUAAGGAGAGCUUUAAUGGUUCUGAGGCCAUAAAGAAUCAAGUACAGCAAUUCCUGCGGGAGUAUUACUUGAUCUAUGACUAUGGAGACCGCCAGAAUCUCCUCAGCGUUUACGAUGAACAGGCCUGUUUCUCCCUGACCAUUCUGAGUGGCAUGUGUAAGUACUUGAAGGAUGAAGUGGACUUGAAGAAUCCCAAGGAAUUCCAUAAAUACCUUCAGAGGCAGGUGCUGAAGUACAGAAAACAAGACAUUGUGGACUUUCUCCGGGUGUUACCCCAAACCCUGCAUGCCUUCAGUGCUUUCCAGGUGGACAUGUGCUUCCAGACGGAGACGAUGCUCUGUUUUUCUGUCAAAGGGUUAUUCAAGGAAGUGGAGGAGAGGUCUCAGGGAUGCAUUCAUGCCUUCAUGCGUACCUUCAUUGCUACCCUUGACAGGAAGAAUUCAAACCUGUGCAUUGUGAAUGACCAACUUCUUGUGAGGAAUCCAAGCCCUGAUGAGGCCCAGGGUGCCUCUGAAAUACUCUUGCCUACAUCAUGUGCCAGCUUCAAGCUCGCCCCCUCUCAAGAGCAGCAAAGAAUGACACAGGCUUUCUCCAUCCAGUCGGGGAUGAAACUCGAGUGGUCUCAGAAGUGCCUUGAGGACAACGGGUGGGACUACAACAAAGCUGCGGAGGUCUUCACUAUGCUCCAGGCCGAGAACAAGAUCCCAAAGGAAUUCUUCAAAUAG
Arvicola amphibius (Eurasian water vole) is the source of this 1821-nucleotide messenger RNA. Its product is annotated as nuclear RNA export factor 2-like. The transcript is spliced from 21 exons. The record is from RefSeq and is a predicted model, not a curated record. Gene Ontology annotation, molecular function: protein binding; RNA binding. Gene Ontology annotation, biological process: poly(A)+ mRNA export from nucleus. Lineage: Eukaryota; Metazoa; Chordata; Mammalia; Rodentia; Cricetidae. Gene Ontology annotation, cellular component: cytoplasm; nucleus.